Molecule: messenger RNA, 2099 nt
Organism: Nycticebus coucang (slow loris)
Lineage: Eukaryota; Metazoa; Chordata; Mammalia; Primates; Lorisidae
Gene: DNAJA4
Product: DnaJ heat shock protein family (Hsp40) member A4
Exons: 8
Coding region: 225-1505 (426 amino acids)
Biological process (GO): response to heat; protein refolding
Cellular component (GO): cytoplasm; cytosol
Molecular function (GO): ATP binding; Hsp70 protein binding
Source: RefSeq, a predicted model, not a curated record
GCGGCCACACCCCCGGGGAGAGGCCGGGUGGCGUCCGCAGGACGCGGGUCUCCCAGUCUAACUCCUCUGCACAGAGUUCCCGCCGACAUUAUCCUCCAGGCCACCCUGCCCGCGAACCAGCAGGUCCCACGGACCCUCGGAAAGGCAGGGGGUCGGCCUCGGAGCAGCGGGACGGUCCUCGGAGGGCGCCCUCCAGGCCGAAGCCACCUUCUAAGACCCCGGACAUGGCCCGCGGCGGCGGUCAGAACUGGAGUUCCGGGGAGUCGGAUGGGCAGCCGGAGGAGCAGGCGCCCGAGGAUACCGGAGACAAGAUGGUGAAGGAGACCCAGUACUAUGACAUCCUGGGGGUGAAGCCCAGCGCCUCCCCGGAGGAGAUCAAGAAGGCCUAUCGGAAGCUGGCGCUCAAGUACCACCCGGACAAGAACCCGGAUGAGGGCGAGAAGUUCAAGCUCAUAUCCCAGGCAUAUGAAGUGCUUUCAGAUCCAAAGAAAAGGGACAUUUAUGACCAGGGCGGAGAACAGGCAAUUAAAGAAGGAGGUGCAGGUGGCCCCAGCUUCUCUUCACCCAUGGACAUCUUUGACAUGUUCUUUGGUGGUGGAGGACGGAUGGCUAGAGAGAGAAGAGGCAAGAAUGUUGUGCAUCAGUUGUCUGUAACUCUUGAAGACUUGUAUAAUGGAGUCACAAAGAAAUUGGCCCUCCAGAAAAAUGUGAUCUGUGAGAAAUGUGAAGGCAUUGGUGGGAAGAAGGGAUCGGUGGAAAAGUGCCCGAUAUGCAAGGGGCGAGGGAUGCAGAUCCACAUCCAGCAGAUCGGGCCGGGCAUGGUGCAACAGAUCCAGACUGUGUGCAUUGAGUGCAAGGGCCAGGGUGAGCGCAUCAACCCCAAGGACCGAUGCGAGAGCUGCAAUGGCGCCAAGGUGAUCCGUGAGAAGAAGAUUAUCGAGGUACAUGUUGAAAAAGGUAUGAAAGAUGGGCAAAAGAUACUGUUUCAUGGAGAAGGAGAUCAGGAGCCUGAGCUGGAGCCCGGUGAUGUCAUAAUUGUGCUGGAUCAGAAGGAUCAUAGUGUCUUUCAGAGACGAGGCCAUGACUUAAUCAUGAAAAUGAAAAUUCAGCUUUCUGAAGCUCUUUGUGGCUUCAAGAAGACAAUAAAAACCCUGGAUGAUCGAAUUCUUGUUAUUCCAUCCAAAUCAGGUGAGGUGAUAAAGCAUGGGGAACUGAAAUGUGUGCGAAACGAAGGAAUGCCCAUUUACAAAGCCCCCCUGGAAAAAGGGACUCUGAUCAUACAAUUUUUAGUACUCUUUCCUGAAAAACACUGGCUUUCUCCAGAAAAGCUUCCUCAAUUGGAAGCUUUGCUCCCUCCUCGACAGAAAGUGAGGAUCACAGAUGACAUGGAUCAGGUGGAGUUGAAGGAGUUUAACCCCAGUGAGCAGAACUGGCGCCAGCAUGGGGAGGCCUACGAGGAGGAUGAUGACGGGCCCCGGGCUGGAGUGCAGUGCCAGACAGCGUGACGUGGCACACUACAGCGCCGCCCGCCAGACUAGCACACGAUGAAUGUAAAGUCGGCACAAUGAAAAUGGCAUCGCUUUAAUGGCCUCGUGUCUGGGGUGUCCUGUGUAUGUGCUCAGCAUUCAAUUGCUGAGUGUCUUUUUGGUUUUUCUUUUGGUUGUAACUGACUGCCCUCUUAGUGCAGCCGGCAGAGCGUCAGUCUCAUAAUCUUUUGGUUGUAACUUAAGUUAUAGCUUAAUUUAUAUUUAAAUGUUUUAAGUGUGAAUCACCUCUAGUCUGCAUAUGGAAUCUGUUCAUUUACAUUUUCAAGAUAUACUUUUGAGAUGCCAGGGACUACCUGGCUUUGCCGUAAUUCAGUCCCACCAGUAAAGCACAGCCCGGAUAGCAGCAGUUAGCCCCCUAGCAAACUCCAAGGCACAAAGUGGUUGUCCUGGCCCGUCUGCAGGUCUGUGGUUUCUUUCCCCUCCCUCUGCAGAGUUACUAGGGUGUAAUCUCAGGGCUGCUAAUAUGACAUUUCUGAAUCUGGACUGUAGAUAGUCCUCUUAAAGAAUAAAAGCACAUCUUUGCCUUGGACUUGACUUCACAUGCCUAGUUAG